GGAUUGCGCAUGCGCGUUGAGUUGACCACGCCCAUCCCCGGCCCCGCCCCGCCGGGAGAGCGCGAUGGCGGCGCGCGCCCGCGGCAGCGCCUGAGCCCAGGAUGAAGGAGUGGUGGCUGCAGGUGGGGCUGCUGGGCGUGCCCCUCCUCGCCGUCUACCUGCACAUCCCGCCCCCGCAGCCUUCCCCGGCACUCCGCUCCUGGAAAUCUUCCGGAAGCUUCUUCACCUACAAGGACCUGAACGUCUUCUACAGAGAUUCCAGCGGCGCCGUCGGCAGCUCCGACGUCGUGGUGCUCCUGCACGGCUUCCCGACGUCCAGCUACGACUGGAGCAAGAUCUGGGAAGGGCUGACCCAGCGCUUUCACCGGGUGAUUGCCCUGGAUUUCCUCGGAUUUGGAUUCAGCGACAAGCCCAGACCCCACGGCUACUCCAUCUUCGAGCAGGCCACCAUCGUGGAGGGGCUGCUGCGCCACCUCGGGCUCCGGCACCAGAGGAUCAACCUCCUGUCCCACGAUUACGGGGACACGGUGGCCCAGGAGCUGCUCCACAGGUCCCUGCCGCCCCUCCUGCCCUCUCCUGUCCCCUCCAGGAUGAUUUCCAGCAGGUAUGAGCACAAUAAAACCGGGAGCAUCCUGAUCAACAGCCUCUGCUUGUCCAACGGAGGGAUUUUUCCCGAAACGCACUACCCCCGCUUCAUCCAGAAGCUCCUCGUGGAUGGGGGGCUGCUCUCCCCCGUCAUCCUGCGGCUCAUGAACUUCUUCUUCUUCUCUGGAGGGCUCAGGGCAGUUUUCGGGCCCUACACGCAGCCCUCCCAGGCGGAAUUCUGGGAUAUGUGGACGGCGGUGCGGAAUAACGACGGGAAUCUCGUUAUGGACAGUAUUUUGCAGUACAUAAACCAGAGAAAGAAGCACAGGGAGCGCUGGGUUGGGGCUUUGACGUCUACCUCGGUCCCACUGCAUCUCAUCUACGGCCCCCUGGAUCCUGUGAAUCCACACCCCGAGUUCCUCCAGCUUUACAAGAAGGUGCUUCCCACGUCCACGGUGUCGGUGCUGGAUGAUCACAUCAGCCACUACCCCCAGCUGGAGGAUCCCACGGGAUUUCUCAAUGCCUACCUGAACUUCAUCAACUCCUUCUGAGCUGCUGCAGCUCGGUUUUCGUUCUAAGCAAAAGAAUCAGGCUUUGGGGGCAGGAAAAAAAAACCCAAACAUGGAUUUUUUCUCUCCCACAUCCAACACGGCGCUCGCAGCUUCGUCCUGGGUUGAUAAACUGAGUUAAAUCCAUGGAGAGCUGGAAAAAUGAGGGGAAAAGCAGGAUGCUGGCAGCUCUUCCAGCCCUGCACUCCCCUUUUUAUCCAGCUUGACUCUAUUUAGAGAGGCAGAGGUUUAAAUUAACAUUAAAUCACAAUUUCUUACUUGGUUGCCCUGACUUGGGAAGAAACAACCAACAGGCAGAGGCAGAAUUUCCCUGACAAAAUUCCCUCCAUCCCCCUCCUUUCCCGGUUUUCCAGAUGGGAUUUUCCCCCAGUUUGAACCCAGGAAAAGGCUGCCCUGAGGUUUGGUUAUUACCUGACGUAAAGCUCAGAGAAUUGAAUCUGCCUCAAGAGAUGGAGUUUAAUCUCUCGCUGUACAUUGAUUUUUCUGUGUGGAAGAAGAGACAGUCACAAAAAUAUUUCAAAUUGGGAGGUCUGGGAUGGUUUUUAAUUGUUGGGAAUUUAAUAGCAUCCCUUUAGGAAUAAGGGGUUUUUGUUUAAUAAACAGCCAUUAUGGGCUGUUCUUUUCUGUACUGGAACAGACAGAAUUAGAACAAAAAAAAAAAAUAAAAUUUCUAUUUUAUUAACAGCAAUUCAUAUGAAUUCCACCACUUGAACCAGUGUUUAUUUUUCUGUUAAUAAAAAGCAAUUUUGACAAAAAAAAAACCUGAUUCCAUUUUUCCCUUCCCUGGUUGAGAUUCCAUAAGUUAGGUGGGAAUGUGUCGGUGAGGACGAGGGAGGGGACACGGGAACGGCUCAGCGCCAGCCACUAACGCCAUACAAAAGAUUUCCCAAAUUCAGGAAUAAAAACUAAACAUGCAGAAAAGACAGCCAGGAAAAAAAAUAAAAAUUAAAAAAAAAAAAAGAAAAAA
Messenger RNA from Poecile atricapillus (Black-capped chickadee), 2121 nucleotides. RefSeq names its product mesoderm-specific transcript homolog protein-like. The transcript has 12 exons. Gene Ontology annotation, molecular function: catalytic activity. Bases 102 to 1136 code for a protein of 344 amino acids. The record is from RefSeq and is a predicted model, not a curated record. NCBI's taxonomy places the organism in Eukaryota, Metazoa, Chordata, Aves, Passeriformes, Paridae.